Molecule: messenger RNA, 787 nt
Organism: Drosophila novamexicana
Lineage: Eukaryota; Metazoa; Arthropoda; Insecta; Diptera; Drosophilidae
Gene: LSm-4
Product: COMM domain-containing protein 5
Exons: 3
Coding region: 69-692 (207 amino acids)
Cellular component (GO): nucleus
Source: RefSeq, a predicted model, not a curated record
CCAAUUGGAGCGAUAACAAGAUUGCAUUAAUAAUAUUUUGAAAGGAGAAAAAGAUUGAAAAGCACAAAAUGUCCUUAAAUUUUCGUUAUCAUAUAUUAAAGAGCGUGAAACCAUAUACCAUAUACAUUCCACAAUUAAAUAAAUCAGCGCUUCGAGUCUUAAUACAAGUCUCUGUGCAUUACAUUGAGACAAAAAAAUCGUCAGCCGACGUCUUAGCACUCGCAAUUAACAAACUGAAAAAUGCAGGCCACGAAGUACCUAAGAAUUUUUGUGAAUUAUUCACAAUGGUGCUGCUGAUCAUGCAAAUAUAUUUGCGAUAUCCAAAAGGUGUGGUUAAAGACCAGGAGCUGCGUCAGUGCUUAACUGAGGAUUUGUGCUUCACAGAUGCGUGCGCAGAGGAUUUAACCAAGGUGCUGCUCAACCACCGCGCCACGCUUAGCAGAAAUUUUGCGGAAACCAAAAUGGAAAGAGCAAAAAUGCUGGACAUGCAAUGGCGCAUCAACAUUUCCCUGGGCUCAACGAUGGCCCAACUGGAUAAACCCACUAUUGUGCUGCAUUUCAAAUUGAAUAAUGGCGAGUAUCGCACCUUGGAGCUGCCAUUAUCAAUGUUUCAACGUUUGCGAUACAAUGUGGCUGUGAUGCUGAGCGAGCUGCAGUCAUUGCAGAAUCGCCCUGUUUUGAAACAGUUUUAGUUACUUAAUUGCACUUAAUUAUAGAUAAUAUUAGCUAGACUUUAUUGCUAUUUAUAAAUGUAUUAACUUUUAUUCUUAAUACUAUGCUAAUGCUG